AAUGGCUAAGCGCGUGUCGAGGCAGUUUCCGUCUUAUCCUCAUCCUACCGUCUCACGUCUCUUCAGCUGCUGAAGGCGAUUCAAUUUGUGAUGAGACAGGUUAUAUUGACCUUGUUUGACUUCUUGUUUCGAUACUGGAAACGUUACGUACGUCGCUGCUUGACAGCCGGCAUCUUUGGCCCUUGGAUGAGAUUGUACAUUGAGAUCACGGCCAGGACUUUCCCCUUUGUUCACAAUUCAGUAUCGCUGCAGAAAGGCGUGCCUGCUUUUCGGUGGCCAUAAUGACCAUGGACGCUGCACACAGCGCUCUUUUGACAUCCUUGGUCCUGGUCAAUGGUCAUGUCUCAACUAUUGCAUCAGCCGCAGGUACUUUCGUCCCGGUUGAACACACAUCUCCCCAUCUCCGAGUUUCUUCUCUAUUCCAAUUCAAACGGUACCCGUCGCCAAUCAACAACCAUAAUAACAUGGUACGCGCACUCAUCACAGCCCCCGAGUCUGCAUGGGACGUCAUAAGGUAUGCGUUGAAUACAGCAGAAGACUUUGACAGAAGGCCGCUCGGCACUGGUAAUACCAUUUGGAUUACGAGUUCCAAAAUACUGAAUGUCAUAAAUGCGUGCCGUGAAAAUAAUGAUUGGCGAAGCAAGGAGCUCUUUUCCUUGGAGAUUCCGCGCAUGGGGCUUACCGUUCUCGUGGACAAUGUCUACUCAGCGCUCGCAUGGAUUAUCACUGCGGAUCUUGCUACCUCAAAUAAACACCUCCCUGAAGAAUCGGACCGACUGGAUGCUGAACUUACGUAUAGAUUCGCAAGAAUGUGUGCCCUCGUAAAGAAGGAAUAUUUCAAGUCCGAAGGUCCAGUGAAAGUGCAGAUGUGGAAGUUUCGAGCUCUUGAUGCAUCCGAGUGUACCCGAUUCAUCUGGCCUAUGAACUCAGACUUGCAUUCUGCGUGGUCUAAUCUUAUAUGCGACAGGACGAAGGACUCAAUCUUCCAACAACAUCGCAUUUUAUUUGACGACAUUGGAGAUAUUGGCCAUACGCUCGAGGCUCGCUCAUGGAGACUUACCGACAGUACAGGAUCUUACUGGUCUGUUGCAGACUUCACGGUCUAUGAGUUCACGAUUCCGACAACGCUCACAGAAGGUAUUAUGGAUAAAGUCGCAUUGAUUAACAAUAUGCAUUUUGAGCCUCACGCGAAAAGCCGCGUUACUCUUUCCGAACUACUGACUGGAUUUUCCGAGUACGCUUAGUUGGAAAUAUAUCAUUGCUGAGGUC
This is a messenger RNA of Somion occarium, 1269 nucleotides long. NCBI's taxonomy places the organism in Eukaryota, Fungi, Basidiomycota, Agaricomycetes, Polyporales, Cerrenaceae. The record is from the annotation of a GenBank genome assembly.